Molecule: messenger RNA, 2415 nt
Organism: Pteronotus mesoamericanus
Lineage: Eukaryota; Metazoa; Chordata; Mammalia; Chiroptera; Mormoopidae
Gene: TMEM41A
Product: transmembrane protein 41A
Exons: 5
Coding region: 64-858 (264 amino acids)
Source: RefSeq, a predicted model, not a curated record
GCGGUCCUAGGCGCUGGCUCCAGGCUGCCCGGCGGCCCGGCGGGACGGGGGGCGGGCGCCGAGAUGCGCUCCCUACUCUGCCUGCUCCUGGUCUUCGUGGGCUGCACCUUCGCCUUGUACUUGCUGUCAACUCGACUGCCCCGCGUACCGACACGGGGCUCCGCCGAAGAGACCGAAGGCAGGUCACUGUGGUUCCCCUCUGACCUGGCUGAGUUGCGGGAGCUCUCCGAGGUCCUUCGAGAUUACCGGAAGGAGCACCAGGCCUACGUGUUCCUGCUCUUCUGCAGUGCCUACCUCUACAAACAGUGCUUUGCCAUCCCUGGCUCCAGCUUCCUGAAUGUUUUAGCCGGUGCUUUGUUUGGGCCAUGGCUAGGGCUUCUGCUGUGCUGUGUGUUGACAUCAGUGGGUGCCACGUGCUGCUACCUGCUUUCCAGUAUGUUUGGCAAACAACUGGUGGUCUCCUACUUUCCUGAUAAAGUGGCCCCACUGCAGAGGAAGGUGGAGGAGAACAGAAACAGCUUGUUUUUUUUCCUACUGUUUUUGAGACUUUUCCCCAUGACACCAAACUGGUUCUUGAACCUCUCGGCUCCAAUUCUGAACAUCCCCCUUGGGCAGUUCUUCUUCUCUGUUCUUUUUGGUUUGAUCCCCUACAACUUCAUCUGUGUGCAGACAGGCUCCAUCCUGUCCACCCUAACCUCUCUGGAUGCCCUGUUCUCCUGGGAAACUGUCUUUAAGCUGUUGGCCAUCGCCCUGGUGGCUUUAGUUCCUGGAACCCUCAUUAAAAAAUUCAGUCAGAAAGACCUGCAUUUGAAUGGCACAAGCAACACCAAUCAUCUAAGUAACAGAAAGGACAUGUGACCUGGGUUUUUUGGUUGCUGUGUCUCUGGACUCUAUUGCCUCUGUGUGUAAUGGGUGUGGUCCUCUACAGCCCUUUGUUGUUUUUUAAUUACCCUCAACAGGUGGUUUGGACACUUCAUCUGUGUGCAGUGUCUUGUCAUAAAGGCCACUGUGCUCUAGAAGGUGAAUUAUAUCAGGUUCUCAAACAAGCCCUGGUUUAACAGGACACUCCGUGGAAUGGAUAACCUCUUAGAAAAUCCAGUUGAUAUUUAUUGAGUAACAAAGAACUCGGGAUGGUCUGAUGUAUUUGCCUCUUGCCAAGCCCUGAGCUGCCUCCGGAGAGGAUGCUGACCUCCUCGUCCAGAGUGCCUCUUUUGCACCGUGAUAGGCUGUUGUGGCAGGUGUUCCAUUAAGUCCUUGAUGUUGGUUAUUAGUGUAAAUGAUGACAUGUGAACUCAUGUCACUGACAUCACUCUUCAUCUUGUUAGUCCCCUGAAGAGUGUUUGUCCUGCACUCUUUUGCUGCUGAUCUACCUCUUCCAUAAACCAAGGGAAAGAAGCUGACAGACUGCUUAGAACCUCAGUGUACAGCUCAGAUGCAAGUGACUUCCGUGAUGCUCUUUGUGUUCAGACACACUGAUGUUAUCUUGUAUGUCACAUUUCCUCUUGGUGGCGUGUCCUGACAAAUAAGCUGAUUGCAGACAGACAAUUAAAUAUGAAUGGUGCAAACUCUGUAUUUUAUGGAUAUGUUUGGGAGAAGUUCCCAUCCACCUGGGCAGGGCAGGGCCCUUGACUGACCUGAACCAAAUGACCAUCAGUACCUUUUGCCCUCUCUGUGUGGCAGUUCCUUCUCCCGCCUGCUGGGGGAAUGGAUUCAGUACGCUCAGCUAUUAGCCAGUGUCCCCUCUGAAGGUUUUUCAGUUUGUCAUUUGCCAAGAAUAACUUGAGGAAUAAUUAUAUUUCAUUUUUAAUUCUAAGAGGAAAACUUGACUUGGGGUUAUUGUGUUGUAUUUCAGUUACCUGUACCUGCCGUUGCUUCCUAUAGCAGCAGUAUUGAAUUGGCACAGACCUGGGUUAAUACUUCCCAGGACAGAAGGACUGUCACACCUAAACUGACCAGGUCUGGGUCUCUGUACCCUACAGGAGUAACUUAAUUCUCACCAGAACUGUUGCCCUUGGGCAUAAUCAUCUGGGUUUUUGAUUUGGUUUGGCCAAGACUCUUGCCAAGGCUUUAAUCUAGACCAUGUGUUCUACAUGAAUUCUUGAGAAUGAAUCCCCAAGCAUUGUUUUUUGGACCUGUAUGAUUUUUGAAACAAAAACAAACUACAACAAAGCCACAACAAGAACUUCAUUUUGAAAGAAGUGUUACUUUAAAAGAAGCUUGAGAACAAGGGUGGAGGUGAAGAGGAGGCCAACUGAACUUUGAAACCGGUGGCUGUGUGUUCCUGGAGAAGGGGAAGGGAGGGAGAAACAAGGAAGCUCUCCACACUUUGCCCUCCUUCCCUUGUCCCCCGUAACCUUGCAACAAUGUGCCUUAGCAGUUGUGAGUUUACAGGUAAAGCAAUUCCCCAAAUAAAUG